Molecule: messenger RNA, 2151 nt
Organism: Cyphellophora europaea CBS 101466
Lineage: Eukaryota; Fungi; Ascomycota; Eurotiomycetes; Chaetothyriales; Cyphellophoraceae
Exons: 3
Coding region: 1-2151 (716 amino acids)
Biological process (GO): secondary metabolite biosynthetic process
Molecular function (GO): FAD binding; monooxygenase activity
Source: RefSeq, a predicted model, not a curated record
AUGAAUCCCACGCUAGAUGCAACCCAUGUCGCUGCAAUCAACCAAAUAUCGGAGUUCCUUGCCUGCGCCCAAAGCAACUCAUUGCUCCAGCAUCCACCCGUCGAUGUCAUCGUCCUCUGCGGUAACUCCAUCUUGCCCAUCGCCGAGCAUGUCUUCACAGCGUUGGAAGCGAAUCCAGAUCUGGCGCGGUAUCUGGUGAUAUGUGGCGGCGUCGGGCACUCCACAGACUAUCUUUACCGCGCUGUUGCUGCUCAUCCGAUGUACCGGUCUAUCUCUAACACCACAGCCGAUCUGCCAGAAGCUCAAGUGCUGCACGCCAUCCUGGACAAAUUCUACGCCUCUGCAUCUAUUACACAGACAGGGCUGAAAGUCCUGGUCGAAGACAAAUCAACAAAUUGUGGUGCCAAUGCCAUCGAAGCUCGCAAAACCCUCGAUGCCGCCGGCGUGACGGACCCCAAGUCCAUGGUCAUUGUUCAAGACCCAACCAUGUCAAUAAGGACGCUCGCCGCCUUUCAGAAAGUCUACUCCGACCAUGCAACACCUCCUCACUUCCAGACAUGCCCUACCUUCGUCCCGAAAGUGAAGUUCGGUGAAGACGGUGAGCUCGAUUUCGAUGUGCCGGGGCUCAAAUCCACAAGUCUCUGGCCCAUGCCGCGCUUUCUGGACCUGGUCAUGGGUGAGCUUCCCCGCCUUCGCGAUAAUGAGCAUGGCUACGGCCCAAACGGCAAGGGGUUUAUUGCCCAUGUCGAUAUCCCCACGCACGUUGAAGAUACGUUCAAGCAGCUCGAGUCUGCUCUGGCGAACAGGAGGGAAGUAACAAUCGUCGGCGCCGGCAUCGCCGGCCUCUCAACCGCCCUAGCCCUCUCCCACAGCCCCCUAACGCCACCACCACGCAUCACCCUCCUCGAAUCUGCACCGCACCUCGCCGAGAUCGGUGCCGGCAUUCAACUGACCCCGCAGGCCGUCAAGUAUCUCUUCUCCUUCGGCGUGCGGGACCGGCUGCUCGCGCGCUCCAUCGUGCCGGGCGCCAUGCACAUCCGCGCGGGCAAGACGGGCGAGGUUUUGGGCUCCGUCGAUGUGCCGGGGAUGGAGCGCGAGUAUGGGGCGCCGUAUAUCGUGGUGCAUCGCGCCGUGUUGCAUGCCAUUUUGUGUGAGCGGUGUGCGGAGGUUGGGGUGCGGGUCAGGACGGGGUGUCAGGUUGUGGGGUAUCGGUGGGCCGUGGGGGAGGUGGUGUUGAGGGGUGGAGAGGUCGUGAGGGGGAAGUUGGUCGUGGCGGCGGAUGGGAUUAAUGGUGCGGCGAGGGCGAGUCUGUUGGGUGAUGGGGAGGGGGAGACUGAUGCGAGACCGACGGGUUGGGCGGCGUAUCGGCUUAUGGCGAGUGUGGAGCGGAUGAGGGGGGAGGAGGCCUUGAAAGGGUUGUUGGAGGGGAGGGCUAGUCAUCUAUGGGUCGAGGAUGGGGCGAGUUGCAUGACGUACUUGGUCAAGGAUGCAACCAUGCUGAAUAUUGUGUUGAGUCAUCGGGAUGAUAGGAAUACUGAAGGCUAUGGCCCGGAGGAGUAUCGCGAGGCGGUAGACACAUUAAUGGCGCCGUUUGAGUCGAGGGUUCAGAAGUUGAUGGAUAUCGCGAAGGAUGGAAAAAUCGUUAACUACCCAGUCUGGGCCGUGCCGAAGCUGGAGAGGUGGACGCAUGAGAGUGGUAGAGGAGUUAUCCUGGGCGAUGGCGCACAUGCUAUGGCCUUCUGGCUGAGUAUGGGAGUGAGUCUUGCGGUAGAGGAUGGAGUGGCGUUGACGAAGGCAUUGGAGCUGGCCUACAAGGACGUCGAGAAUAUUCAAGCGUUGUCAGAUAAUGAGAAAGGGACGCGGCUAAAAAUGGCAGUGGCAGUCUUUGAGAAGGCUCGGAAGCCGAGGGCGGAGAAGGUGGCAGAGGCAAGUUUACAUUCGGGCACAAUAUUGCAUCUGCCUGAGGGAGCUGGGCGUGAGGUACGGGACGACAGUCUGAAAUAUUCGUCAAUGGACUGGAUUCCUCGCAACGAGGAGCCUGAUGAACACCGGUAUGCGUAUGGCAUCGCGAACAAGAAAAUACGAGAUUGGUGUUAUGGUUUUGACGUAAAGGAGGACGUUCGGAGAAAAUGGCAAGACCAAGUAGGAUGA